This is a messenger RNA of Etheostoma cragini (Arkansas darter), 2053 nucleotides long. It is a transcript of the gene galnt14, whose product is annotated as UDP-N-acetyl-alpha-D-galactosamine:polypeptide N-acetylgalactosaminyltransferase 14 (GalNAc-T14). The record is from RefSeq and is a predicted model, not a curated record. Lineage: Eukaryota; Metazoa; Chordata; Actinopteri; Perciformes; Percidae. The coding region runs from base 281 to 1978 and encodes 565 amino acids. Gene Ontology annotation, cellular component: Golgi apparatus. The transcript is spliced from 15 exons.
CACUGUGUCACACAGACACAGACUCGCACGCGCAUACGGCAGGCGUGUCAGAGAAGCGCUCGAGCCUCAGUGAGUUGAGAGAGAGAGAGAGAGAGAGAGAGUGAAGGAAAGCGCGCUGUGUAGUCAGUGUUUCACCGUCAGCGGGAGCGGGCCACCGGUGUGUUAGUUAGUGGCGGUAGUCCGGUUUAGGCUGCUUGUUUUAUUUGUUUCCUCGCUUCUGUAUAAUGGGAUUCUGACAGCAGCCGGGCAGCGGGCGCCGCCGGCUCCUCCUGACCGGAAAAUGAAGCGUCUCUGUCGGAAGCUGGCGGUGGCCGUGGCGGUGCUGGUGUGGCUGGGGGCGCUGGUUUACCUGCUGGUGCUGAGCCGGAGGAGGCUGCCGGAGCUCGGUACCGGAGUAGGGGGUGGAGGAGGAGGAGGAGCGGGAGGCAGAGAGACAGCGUCCAACCAGAUCUCGGAUGCCGAGUGGGAGGACAUGUUGGAAGGUUUUGAUGAGCGAGGUUACCUGAGCGCUCGGCGCUGGAAGCCCGGUGACGAUCCGUACACCCUGUACGCCUUCAACCAGAGAGAGAGCGAACGUAUCCCCAGCAACCGGGCCCUGAGAGACACACGACACUACAGGUGCACUACUCUUCAUUACGAGUCUGAUCUUCCUCCUACCUCCAUCAUCAUCACCUUCCACAACGAGGCCAGAUCCACCCUGUUGCGCACCAUCAGGAGUGUUUUGAACAGAACUCCAGUUCAUCUCAUCCAUGAGAUCAUUCUGGUGGACGACUUCAGCGGUGACGAAAGUGACUGCCAGCUUCUCAUCAAACUGCCCAAAGUCAAAUGCCUUCGCAACAACAAGAGAGAAGGUCUGAUCAGGUCCAGAGUGCGGGGGGCCGAUGCUGCGCGGGCCGGGGUCCUCACCUUCCUGGACAGCCACUGUGAAGUGAACAAGGACUGGCUGCCCCCCCUUCUGGGGCGCAUCAAGCAGGACCCAACCUGUGUGGUCAGCCCAGUCAUCGACAUCAUCAACAUGGACACUUUUUCCUAUGUGGCGGCCUCUGCUGAUCUCCGGGGAGGAUUUGAUUGGAGUCUCCAUUUUAAGUGGGAGCAGCUGUCACCUGAGCAGAAAGCGCGUCGGAAUGAUCCGACCCAGCCAAUCAAGACUCCCAUCAUCGCGGGCGGCCUCUUUGUGAUUGACCGUUCCUGGUUCAAUCAUCUCGGCAAAUACGACACUGCCAUGGACAUCUGGGGCGGGGAGAACUUCGAGAUCUCGUUCCGUGUGUGGCAGUGUGGGGGCAGUCUGGAGAUCCUGCCCUGCAGCCGAGUGGGUCACGUCUUCAGGAAGAAACACCCGUACGUCUUCCCUGAGGGGAACGCCAACACCUACAUCAAGAAUACACGUCGUACAGCUGAGGUGUGGAUGGACGACUUCAGUCUCUUUUACUACUCUGCUCGGCCUGCAGCACGGGGGAAAUCCUACGGAGAUAUCCGAGGCAGAGUGGAACUCCGCAAGAAACUCAAGUGCAAAUCCUUUAAGUGGUACUUGGACAACGUCUACCCUGAGCUUAAGGUCCCAGACGACUCUGACUCUCAGUCCGGGGUGAUCAAACAGCGGCAGAACUGUCUGGAGUCUCGCAGGGUGGAGGGCCAGGAGCUGCCCGUCCUCACACUGGCUCCCUGCACAGGAACAGAGGGGGUCCCCGCCAUCAGCCAGGAGUGGGUGUACACUCACGGGCAGCAGAUCCGACAGCAGCAGCACUGUCUGUCCCUGUCCACCACCUUCCCUGCCUCCCAGGUCCUGCUGAUGCCCUGCAACAUGGCCGACGGCAAGCAGCGGUGGCAGAAGUCGGGGACUCACCUGGAGCACCUCGUCUCUCGGUUCUGUCUGGACUCUGAGAUGGCUCUGGACGGGAUGGACUCCUCUAAAAUGCUCGUCAUUAGCCCCUGUGAACUGAGCGCGUACACACAGAGAUGGGAAACCAUCUUCUCCUGACCCCUGUGACUUUUCUCCUCCACAAACCAGCCCCCCCCCCCCCCCCCCCCCCCCCCCCCCCCCCCCCCCCCCCCC